Messenger RNA from Centropristis striata (black sea bass), 1543 nucleotides. It is a transcript of the gene gas2b, whose product is annotated as growth arrest-specific 2b. Bases 245 to 1543 code for a protein of 432 amino acids. The transcript has 10 exons. Gene Ontology annotation, molecular function: microtubule binding; actin filament binding; cytoskeletal adaptor activity. Gene Ontology annotation, biological process: actin crosslink formation. Gene Ontology annotation, cellular component: actin filament. Lineage: Eukaryota; Metazoa; Chordata; Actinopteri; Perciformes; Serranidae. The record is from RefSeq and is a predicted model, not a curated record.
ACUGUCCACCUCUGUAAGGUGACACCAGCAGCUCCCUGCAGCAGGCGGUGCAGGAGACUUUUACUCCACCUUGUUACUGUGUUGUUACUUACAUGUGGCGGAGCUGAACAUCUGGCUCAGAGUGAUGAAGGCUGCGUGUGUGUGAGAGAAACUGGGAGAAGAAACUUACAGGAAACUUUAUGAAAGAGGAAACCUGCUGUUUGUUAGCGUGUUGGUCCGUCAAAAGACCGCUCGGAGCCGAAGCAUGGACAGCGAAGUGGAAGAGAUGAACACCAGUCCUGACAGUCCUCUGAGCCCGAGGCACCUGACCGGGUUGGGGAUGAACUGUCUCCUUGGUGAAAGGUACAGACACUCUGGGCCCGGCCUCGCCAGUCCUCAGGAGUACAACCAGUGGCUGCCUUAUCGCCAUGACGCCAGCCUGCUGCCCAUGAAAGAAGACCUGGCCUUCUGGCUCAACACCCUCAUGGGUGUGGACCUCACAGCCGACAGUCUGAUGGAGAAGUUGGAUAACGGUGUUGUCCUCUGUCAGCUCGCACAGCUGCUCCAGGAGAAGAUGAUGCACACCAACAACGGCAAGGAAAGAACCAAACCUUUAAUAAGAAGAGUGAUCCACUGGCGAGCCGAUGCAACUUCUGGAUCGUUCUUCGCCCGAGACAACACCGCCAACUUCCUCUACUGGUGUCGAAAGACCGGCGUUGAUGAGGCUUACCUCUUUGAGUCGGAGGAUUUGGUCCUCCACAAGCAGCCUCGGGAGGUGUGUCUGUGCCUGAUGGAGCUGGGACGGAUUGCAGCCAGGUACGGAGUGGAGCCUCCGGGGCUGGUGAAGUUGGAGAGAGAGAUAGAAAGGGAGGAGGCGGGGUGCUUAUCUCCAUCAUCCCCUCUGCCCUUCUCCUUUUUUCCUCCUGCAUCAUUGUAUUCAACACCACAAUCAUCCCUACCCCCAGCCCCCUCUCCUCCUCCUCCUCCUUCCUCCCUCUCAGCCUCUAACCCUUGUACAACCACCGCCUCCACACAGACACCUUUGUUCUCUUCAUCCUGCAACACAUCUGCUGCAGCAUCACCGGGACAAACCCCGGCAUCCACUCCCAAAGUCUCCUCCACCUCCAUAAUCAACCACACUCCCACAGCGACACCUCCCAUCACCUCCCCACCUGCAGCUGCUCGCUCCUCCAGCAGAUCCACGAGCAGGAGGAGCACGGCCACCAACAACAUUUUGGAUGAUAUUGUGAGGAACAUUAUAGAAAAUCCCCCCUGCAGCUGCCCCACCAGGUUCCUUGUGGAGAAGCAACCGAAAAGCUGCUACCGUGUUGGAGACAAAGUUCUGUAUAUACGGAUGUUGAAUGAGCGUCACGUGAUGGUGCGUGUGGGCGGAGGCUGGGAGACCUUCAUAAGUUACCUGCAGAAACACGACCCCUGCAGAGGAGGCGGGCCGCUCGGCAGGUCGGAGGUCCGGGGCUGCAGGGACAAAGUGAAGCGGCCCAGUUUGAACAUCUCACCUGACAGCUACAUGGUGGUCGGGGCUCAUUACCGGAGCAAGAAGUAG